Messenger RNA from Closterium sp. Yama58-4, 725 nucleotides. NCBI's taxonomy places the organism in Eukaryota, Viridiplantae, Streptophyta, Zygnematophyceae, Desmidiales, Closteriaceae. The record is from the annotation of a GenBank genome assembly.
AUGAGUUUCCAGUGUGUUGGUCCUCACCUCACGUGCGUGCUGCGAGCGAGGAAGUGGUUACAAGCCGGCAUCGAGAAGUUGUCACAAGCCGGCAUCAAGGGGAACCUCUCUGAUGACAUUGGCACUCUCACCACCCUCACCGCUCUGCAGCUGGACGGCAAUCGGCUCUACGGCUACCUGCCUUGGUCCCUGGGUUACCUCACCAACCUGCAAAUCCUCAACGUGGGCAGCAACCAGCUACAAGGCAUGAUCCCUGAGUCAAUUACGAACCUAAAGCACCUUCACACGCUUCGAAUCGAGCGCAACAAGUUUGACCACGCCCUACCUGCCAACUUAUCAGCGCUCACCAAACUCAGCCUCUUAUUCGCCAACAACAACUCCUUUUCGGGCCCUCUGCCAUCCUUCUUUGGCAGCAUGACCCGGCUUCAGCAGCUAAAGCUCUACUCCAACCCCAUGAGAGGGUCGCUACCGGAGUCCUACUCACAACUCAAGAACCUCACCCACCUCCAUCUGACAGACAUGGAUUUGUCGGGUCCCAUUCCUGAUUCCUGGGGCCACAUGAAGAGCCUCCAGUACUUCCAUUUGAGUGUCAACAAUAUUUCGGGCACACUUCCCCUCUCACUGGGCCAGCUCACCAACCUUGUUGAAUUGUCUGUCGACCACAAUCCGUUUCUGGAGGGAAAGCUGCCGCCCUGCUGGGCUACCAUUCAGUCCCUCGGCAUUCU